Messenger RNA from Cynoglossus semilaevis (tongue sole), 8468 nucleotides. It is a transcript of the gene roraa, whose product is annotated as RAR-related orphan receptor A, paralog a. Lineage: Eukaryota; Metazoa; Chordata; Actinopteri; Pleuronectiformes; Cynoglossidae. Bases 4478 to 5884 code for a protein of 468 amino acids. Gene Ontology annotation, biological process: regulation of transcription by RNA polymerase II. The record is from RefSeq and is a predicted model, not a curated record. The transcript is spliced from 10 exons. Gene Ontology annotation, molecular function: zinc ion binding; RNA polymerase II cis-regulatory region sequence-specific DNA binding; nuclear receptor activity. Gene Ontology annotation, cellular component: nucleus.
UGUAGUUGACAAAUUUAGCAUCUUAUAUUGACAUACAGCCAUUGUUGACAGGAUGUAUAUAUGUAUUAGCCUAUUAUUUUAGAACAUGUUGUGAUUUGCAAUAAUAUUGUCUAUGAAUUUUUUUUAAAAGGCAUGUUUGUUGUUGGUGACACGAUCCUUAUAGAAACAAAUGGCUGAAUCUAAAAAGGACAGUUUGACUAAUGUUUAGUAGAAAAAUUAAAUUUAGCUCUACGUAUACAUAACGACAGCAGAAAGACAAAAGGCUGCAGCCCUGUCAGCCGUUCACUGUGAGCGCCGUGUUGUUGAUGACUGUGUUGACAGUUGGAAGUCACACUUGACAUACCUCUUCCUUUUGACCUCGCAGUUCUAUAAAUAUUGUGUUUCUGAGUGUGUGCGUUGUCUGACACAUUAUAAAGGAGGAAGGAAACGGGGUAAAUAUUACAGACUGGGUCGUGGGACUUUUUUUUGUUUGUUUGUUUGUUUUAUGAAUGACAUGAGGACAUGGGGUAUUGACUGUAGUCGUAUUGUAAAAUAAAUACACAAGACGAAGCAGUGUGAGCAGCUGCUGCCACACUUGAGUAGCUCUGUGUUGUUCUGUGGAGAAUCCAUUAGCUGUAAUGAGGUAACAGUUUCCUACAGCUGCACAUUAUAUCAUCACACUACAUCAUAUCACAGCACAGCUUCGGCAUGUGAUUUUUUUUUUUUCAAACUCUCCCCUUCCCUUAUUCAAACUCUGCGUUUUAAUGCAGCCCUCCACAGUCUUGUGGGCAUAACCCAAUAGUGUCCUCUAUUUUCACUGAAAGAGAUAUUCCCUUUGUUGUCUGUGUGAUUUAUUGAAGUCUUCCCACAAGUGGAAGCCCCCAGGAAAUUGCCUGGAAUGGCCCUAAAUUGGUUUAUGAUUGUGUGGUGUGGGCCGGUUGCUGUUAUGGUUCUAAUAUUAUGCCCUCCACUCCCUGGCAUCUAUAUUAAAUUGAUCUGUAUUGUUUUCAUGGAGUGCCUGUUGGAGCUUGUUAAUUCUACGGCCGCUCCAGGCAGGAGGUGCAGCUCCAUGCGCAUAAGUGGCUUUGGAAAUGAGUAGAAAGCUCAUGCUUUUCUCAACAGAACGACCAGAACAGAAAUGUAGGAAAGGAUCCACGGCUGUCUGUAUACACCAGGGUUCAAGGCUGUGGCCUCGGUGUCCUUGUCCGCAGUUAUAAUCAGAUGCAUGAGUGUGGGUGUGUGGAACGGAUACUCGCGGACUGUUAAUGAGACCAUUAUAAGGUUUGCUCCUCUCCUGUCUUGCAGCAGAGCAACAGUAGAUGUGUUCUGACUCAUCUCAAUUGAAUGCGGUCCCACAGGGCUUGUUUACAGCCAAUAUGUUUGCUGGAAUUAACCCGAGAGGAGUGUGAAACACAUAAUUGAUCUUAAUGCAGAAAUGCAGUGUGUCUUGUCAGACGGCAACGCCACUUUUGUACACAAGGAUGAAAAGUAACGACUGAAAUGAUUCUAUCGACGGCUUUGCCAUCAACUCAUUAAGACCAUCAACGCCCGUGAAGUUUAAUCAAUGCCCUAAUGAACAGGUAUCAGCAGCGUUAUUGGCAUACUGUCACUGCUAAUGCAGCACAGUCAAAGGAGUGUGUGGAGAGGAGCAAAUAAGGCGGCUCUGCCGAAAACAGCUGUCCACACACAGGCCACAGGAUUUCACGGCAUGUGUUGCAUUAGUUUAAUACAAUGCCAAAGAAGUGGUUUUUGAGGGCCAGAUUUAUCUGUUUGCAGCUGAAAAACGUGUAAAAGGGCAGAAUUUAAUGACUUUGUCUGUAGGAGAGAGGGUUUUAUAGUUUGGUGGUGAAAUAUUCACAGUUCAGAUUUCUGUCUUUUUUUUUUUCUUUUUAAAAAUGGUGUUAGUAUUGGUUUUUGUUCUCGGAGUGCUUUCUCUAGCUGCUUUGUGGAAAUGUGCUGGGUUUCUGCCACAAUUCAAUGGUUAGAACACAAAGUCUCCCAUCUGCAAAAUGAACCAGGAAAAGUGAGGAAAAUCCUCAUUCACACCUAGUGAGGCACAAACACCUAGUCUGUGUUGUUAACACAGUACUGUUGUCGACAGACACUGUAUAAGGUAUUGACCUUAACAAAUAGGAUCGUAUGAUUUAUUUUAUUUUAUUUUUUUGCUCUAAAAAUACAAAGUGUUAAUGAUUGAAAUUUGCUCAUUUAUAGUAAAUAAAAAAUCCCUCUAUUUUUAGUUUAAGCAUGUGAGUAUCAGUGUAUGAUAGUGUACCUGUUGUCGUAUUUUUUUAAUAACAAUUUUGAACGUAUUUUUUUCCAUUUUUUUUUUACUGUUUAUCGGAGGAUCAGUAUUCUAAAAAGGCAUUCCCUAAUGAAAAAACCUUUUUUUUGGCUUGUGACAUCACAGAUUUCAGACUUUUUUUUCCAGCCAUUUUUGAUCAUGUUGGUUAUACUGUUGCAGUAGUCAGUUCAGUCCACAAAAUGCGUGUGGAGUUUUCAAUCAUAACUUAAAAAAUAUUUGAAUAAUUUUUUUGUCAAUUAGAAGACAUUUGAAUUCUAAAUAAUUAAUUAAUAUGUAACAGUAGACCUACUGACUCGGUGGCUCAGGGUUAAGCAUAACUUGGUAACCUGUUUGUGACAGACGACCACAGACGACCACAGACACUGACGGUUGAACAUGUCCCCGUGUGAGCCGGGCUGCCUGACUCAUCUGGUGAACUUCUGUGGGGAGUAAAUGAAUUGACUGCAAACGUCUGUGACAUCUCGUUGUUUGGAACCGUUUCCCAGAGCCCGUCUUUGUGACUGCGGCUGGUUUGUAUCUCAGGCACGCUUCAUUUGAUGCUAUCAGUCUCUGAAUGAUAUUUGGUUCAUUAGAUGGCGUGCAGUAAGAGACCGGUGUUGACACAACGUGAGUUAAUGUGUUUAGUGACUCUAAUGGAUCUUAGAGGUCCUAAUGAAACAUUGUCAUGGGAAGAUUUAUGUCGGGAGCCGCGGCUCAGUCCUUGUUUCCAUUUUUCAUGUGAUUACCAGCACCUUUAUUCAAUGUAAAGUAAACAAUAGACGAAAUCGAUUCCGUACUGGGACUACACAGUUGUUCAAAAUGCGAAACUGAAAUGAUUGCAGGUGGAAUAUGAAUCAUGAUGCUAAUUAAAAGUGCUGCACUUUUUUUUGGCAAAUAAUUACAAAUAUUGUCGAACAAACGUUUGAUAUUUCUACAUUUUAAAUAUUAAGAUUGUUCAAAAAAAUAUUUGAAUAAUUUACAUUGGCAUUUAAUUUUUCAUAUGUAAACACGCAGCUCCCAAAUCCAAAGCAGUUUGAUGUUUGUCUCAAGAUGGGACGAUAUGAGCCGCAGCUUUUUCAUGGAAAUGCCAUAUGCAGCGUGGUUAUUGGCCAGAGCUGGAUUGUACUAAAACCAGAAUAUUGUAUCAGGGAGAGGCAGCUGGUUAGGAGUCAGAACAGAUUAUCAUAUGAGAGAGGAUGAGCGAGGAGGAAGGGGGGAGGAGAGAGAGAGAGACAGAGAGAGAGAGAGAGAGAGAGAGAGAGAGAGAUGAACUGUAAGGCACAGGCAAAUGUGAGGGGUAAGGGAGGCGGAGAGGGAGGGAGAGUAAUAGGAAGAAACUCGUUGCCAGGUCGCGGUGGGGUGGAGAGGAUCAUCCAAACCCUUCCGUCACUAUCUCUCCUUCUUCACCUGUCAAAAAGAGUGUGUGAGAGCCGUCGGAGUGUGUGAGAGAGCGAUGGAGGGAGUGCAGGUCCUCUGAGAGGUCAGAGGAAGACGCUGUAGACUCCACUCAUCUUCUCUCUGUGUGUACGGCCCACUGCUGUUUGCAGACAUCUGGCCUCACACUGAUCACUCAUAUCUGCAGACAGGGAGCGGGAGAAGGAGAGCGCAGGGCUUCGAUCUUUGAGGCACAGAUAAAAAAAAAAAAAUUACACAUCCCCUCUUAUCCAUCCUCUCCACUCUCCUAGUUGUAUUCCCCCCUCUGCCUUCCUUUGUUUCCUCAGCUCUCCCCUCCUUCAGCCCCGUCUAACCUUUUAUCCUCCCUUUGACUUUGUUCUUAUCCUUGACAUUGCACACAUUUUAACUGCAAAAAAAACAACAGAAAAACAAGUAUCUAGAAGGAGAAGGGAACAAAAAGACACCGUGUCUGCUGGAACCUGCUCUGACUUUAUCCUUGCACUAAAAAGAUAAAACGGUGGAGAUAGUGAGAGAAUGCUGUGUCUUGCAAGCCGGCGUACAAGGCUGUGCCUGCAAUCAGUGGGAAGAGGGCCAGCUCUCCUGCCUGAGCUCUCAGCGCCCCUACUGGCUGCACGCUGUGCCAAUCAAAGGCGAGUGGGUGGGGAGCAGUCAGACAUGAGCACUGAUGUCACAGUCACAUGGAUUCUGGUGUGGUCAUGCUCGGAGGCUGAGAGACAGAGCUGUGCUGGCCAGCUGCUGCUGAGACAGCAGUGGAGGGCUUUGCGCCGGUGAUAGUUUUUCCUCUUAUGGACUCCGAGCUUAAUGAUGUAUUUUGUGAUUUCAGCUAUGAAAGCUCAAAUCGAGAUUAUUCCCUGCAAGAUCUGUGGAGACAAAUCAUCAGGCAUCCAUUAUGGUGUGAUAACAUGUGAAGGCUGCAAGGGCUUCUUCAGGAGGAGUCAGCAGAGUAAUGCAGCCUACUCCUGCCCCCGCCAGAAGAACUGCCUGAUUGACCGCACCAGCCGCAACCGCUGCCAGCACUGCCGGCUGCAGAAGUGCCUGGCUGUGGGCAUGUCACGAGAUGCGGUGAAGUUCGGUCGUAUGUCGAAGAAGCAGCGAGACAGUCUGUACGCCGAGGUCCAGAAGCACCGGCUGCAGCAGCAACAGCGUGACCACCAACAACAGCCGGGAGAGGCGGAGCCACUCACGCCCAGUUACGGCCUCUCGGCCAACGGCCUCACGGAGCUUCACGACGACCUGAGCGGCUACAUGGACAGUCACACUCCCGAUGGCAGCAAACCAGACUCUGCAGUCAGCAGCUUCUACCUGGACAUCCAACCUUCUCCUGACCAGUCAGGCCUGGACAUCAACGGCAUCAAGCCGGAGCCCAUCUGCGACUUUGCCCCCGGCUCUGGCUUCUUCCCUUACUGCUCCUUCACCAACGGAGACACCUCCCCCACCGUGUCUAUGGCUGAACUAGAACACCUGGCCCAGAACAUCUCCAAGUCACACAUGGAAACUUGUCAGUACCUGAGGGAGGAGCUGCAGCAGAUGACCUGGCAGGCCUUUCUGCAGGAGGAGGUGGAGAGCUAUCAAAGCAAGCCACGAGAAGUCAUGUGGCAGCUGUGUGCUAUCAAAAUAACAGAGGCCAUUCAGUAUGUGGUGGAGUUCGCCAAGCGCAUCGAUGGCUUCAUGGAGCUGUGUCAGAACGAUCAGAUAGUGCUGCUGAAAGCAGGCUCUUUGGAAGUUGUGUUUGUCAGAAUGUGCCGUGCCUUUGACUCACAAAACAACACAGUCUAUUUUGAUGGGAAAUAUGCCGGACCCGAUGUGUUCAAGUCAUUAGGGUGUGACGACUUGAUCAGCUCCGUCUUCGAGUUUGGGAAAAACUUGUGUUCUAUGCACCUGUCUGAGGAUGAGAUCGCCCUGUUCUCCGCCUUUGUGUUGAUGUCUGCUGAUCGUUCUUGGCUUCAAGAGAAGGUGAAAGUGGAAAAAUUGCAGCAAAAGAUCCAACUGGCCCUUCAGCAUGUCCUGCAGAAGAACCACAGAGAGGACGGUAUACUUACAAAGUUGAUAUGCAAAGUGUCGACACUGCGAGCGCUGUGCAGUAGGCAUACAGAGAAGCUUACAGCUUUCAAAGCAAUAUACCCAGACAUUGUGCGUGCCCACUUUCCCCCCUUAUACAAGGAGUUGUUCGGAUCAGACUUUGAGCAGUCCAUGCCCGUUGACGGGUAGCAGCCCAGCCAGGGGCCGCCGUGCCCACCGUUGGGGAAUGUGGAGGAGGAAUCUUUAUUGACACUUUAUUGGUGCCCUGCACAAACCAGAGCGGACCGACGGCACGCUGUUCAUCUGUUCCUUUCACAUCGGAGGGGUGGGGGCUUAGGGAGUUGUUUAUCAAUGUUUACUUUUACAAUUUGGGGGAGUGGGGGGGGGGGUUGAAAGGUGAUAUCUGGACCCAAUGCCUCUGUGGCACAAAAGGAGGAGAAAUCAUUUGGUCUGGUUGAAUUUGACCUUUUUUUGCGCAUUUCUAAAGAACUAAACUUUACAGUAUUCUAGGAUUAAAAUGAUAAAAGUCAUUUAUUAGUGCAUCCCAUUUUUAUUGUCUUGUAAACCACAGUGAUGAACUAAAGACAUUUAAAAAAAAUUAAGGCAAACAAAAGGAGGUGACAAAGAUCAAGGUCAGUAUUAUUUCUGAAAAAAAACAAAAAACAACCCUCUACCAACACUGUAUUUUUGUUGUCCAAACUUGUCUUCUUUGGAUGAUAAAUGCGCACACUUUGGUCAAGUUCAGCCACUGGUUUUUCUUUUCCUUUUUUUUUCCUCGAGACAUUUUUUUGGAUGCAAUGCUCAGAACGAAACUCACAGCAACUCUUCGGGAGCCUCCGUCGGCACGGUGAUGCAAUCGGCAACUCUCCAAGGACAAUCGUUUAAAAAAUGGUAAUAGAAUUCUGGUAAUUCUAAUGAAACCACAAUGAUUCUCGCUGUCAAAGACUUCAUCCACCAUUGUUGCAUAGUGAAAUCACGUAAGGCCAUCUGCUAUUAAUCCUUCUCUGGACGGGUGCCCUGGAGACACACGGGGCACCGACACAAUGAAGAGGGUCCAUUCCACCUGUUUUAUAAUGUACUACAGGGUAUACGGUCAUAAGUACUUACGAUACAGAAAAAAAAGUAAUGUUUAUAGAAUCUAUUUUAAAUAACAUGUAUGAUAUUAGUAGUUAGACCAUUCUUAAUUGUUGAAUUGAUAAGGCACUUUUAUUUACACCUUUCUUUAAUUUAAGACGUGUAUAUUUACCUAGUGAUGUGUUGCAUGUGCACAAGAAAUACAAGUUGAAUCAUGGUCACAGGGGCUAGUCCUGGUAGCAACAGCUGACGCUGCUCUGGAAGUGUUAGUGAUGUGGGUAGAGACGGCUACGGUGGCGUUUUCACGGGCAAACAAUGGAUCAGAAAUGAGACGGCAGGUUCGAGACGCAUGUUCUGAGCUCCUUUCUCUACGGCACACGUAUUAUAAUAGUAAAAUUCUCCAAUGAAGACGUCAAAUAAAUCCCCUUUUUCUUCCGUCUCACGGAUCAGAAUGCAUUUGUAAAUGCAAAAAAUACGGUGAACUCAAAUCCUUUUUUAAAAUGUAUUGGUUAAAUCUUAGGUGUAAAAACAUUUUUAAAAAAAACAUAUUUCUUUACCUAAAAUAUCCAAUUGGCUGCACCGGAACUAUCAAAUAUUGACUGUAAUGCAAUUGUUCCACCUAGUGGAAAGGAAAAUUACAGCAAGCAGCUACCACUUAAAAUUAGCGAGAGCACGUGCAUGCUCCUCUCUCACUAUGUGCUUUGUGGGAUUUUCUUUAGCAUUUGCUUUUUUUAUUAUUAUUUAAACCGUUAUCGGUUUUUAGCUACUUUAAUCUGCCUUCUCAACUGAGCCUCUGCCCGGCGACGCCACAGAAGAAACAGCAGUGGGGAAAAGUGAAUAUUCAAAGCCUUGUCUGGUAGUAAAAAGCUUCUAUUUUUGUAACACAUUUUGGUUAUUAAUCUCACACAAAAAAAAGAAUGAGGGAGAGAAAAAUAAGUCAGGUAGCACUUAACUGUAUUCCUGCAAUAAUUAGACUAGCUGUUGUUUGUACGAGUAGGGGAGAAACUUAAAAAUGCUAGGACAAGUGCUAUUUUCAGAAUGCUUUGUAGUUGUGCUUCUGUUUUUUGUGUUCCGUGUGUCGUUCCUGUCAGUGUGGUAGUAAAGUGGUUAGAAAAAAGAAGAAGAAAAAAAAACCCUGGAUGUGCCAAACAGUAGUCGUCGCUUCAGCUUUCCAGUCUACUCGUCUGUAAUGUAGAAUGGAUUCCUAAGACAUUCCAGCAAUCUCAGUAGCGGCUUUGUGAAAUAGGUUUUUACUAAAAAAAAAGGGGGGGGGGGGGGGGGGGGGAUUACCUUGUUUUUUUAACAAAAAAAGAGAAAAAAUUAUCCCUUUAGAAUUUCAACAAAGCACGUUAGAACAUCUGUCACCGACCGUAACAUAGGAUCCACAUGUUUGUCGUUUGUUCUAUGUUUGGUACACUAUCAUUCCUCUGCCGUGCAAUUUGUACAAGGUGUUAAUGCCUUGUGCUGUCACCCCUCAGGGAAGUGUUUUGUGUGUGUGUGUGUGUGUUUUCUGUUGGGUUUUAUUCAUUAGUUUUAAUUUACAUUUUAUUUUUUGUUCAGGAAUGUUCCAUGAGAAUUGGUAUUUAUCGCAGAACUUUACAUCACCCAUGUCCUCACGGGGCCGCCAGCAUCUUCAGAACCACUGUGGUCAAGUCAGAUACAAAGAAAAAAAAAGCAUCUCAUCAACAAAAAAAAAAAA